This is a messenger RNA of Terrapene triunguis (Three-toed box turtle), 5210 nucleotides long. Its product is annotated as unconventional myosin-Vc. NCBI's taxonomy places the organism in Eukaryota, Metazoa, Chordata, Testudines, Emydidae. Gene Ontology annotation, molecular function: actin filament binding; microfilament motor activity; ATP binding. The coding region runs from base 104 to 5005 and encodes 1633 amino acids. The transcript has 39 exons. Gene Ontology annotation, cellular component: cytoplasm; vesicle; myosin complex. The record is from RefSeq and is a predicted model, not a curated record. Gene Ontology annotation, biological process: actin filament organization; vesicle transport along actin filament.
AGCCCUUAGCUAUCUCCAUGAACCUGCUGUUCUACACAAUCUUAAAGUUCGUUUUGUGGAGUCAAAACUUAUCUACACUUAUAGUGGAAUCAUUUUGGUUGCAAUGAACCCCUAUAAACAGUUGCCAAUAUAUGGGGAUGCCAUUAUCCAUGCAUAUAGUGGGCAGAACAUGGGGGAUAUGGAUCCACAUAUAUUUGCUGUGGCAGAAGAGGCUUACAAACAAAUGGCAAGAAACAACAGGAAUCAAUCUGUUAUAGUCAGUGGAGAAUCAGGAGCUGGAAAAACUGUGUCUGCUAGAUAUGCUAUGAGAUACUUUGCCACAGUCAGUAAGUCAAACAGCAAUGCGCAUGUGGAGGAUAAAGUACUGGCAUCCAACCCAAUAACAGAGGCUGUAGGCAAUGCGAAAACCACACGCAACGAUAAUAGCAGUCGGUUCGGGAAAUACACUGAAAUCAGUUUUGAUCAGAGACACCAAAUCAUUGGAGCCAACAUGAGGACGUACCUGCUUGAGAAAUCCAGAGUUGUCUUUCAAUCAGAGAAUGAACGAAAUUACCACAUAUUCUACCAGCUGUGUGCUUCUGCUCUGCAACCAGAAUUUAAGCAUCUUAAAUUGGGGCAUGCAGAAGAAUUUAAUUAUACAAGAAUGGGUGGCAACACUGUUAUCGAAGGAGUCGAUGACAGAGCAGAUAUGAUGGAGACCCAGAAGACACUCACUCUACUAGGUCUGAAGGAGGAUUUUCAGAUGGAUGUUUUUAAAAUACUGGCGGCCAUCCUACACUUAGGCAAUGUGCAAAUGACAGCUGUUGGUGAUGAAAAAUCUUCAGUCAGUCUGGAGGAUAAACAUCUCAAUAUAUUCUGUGAACUUCUGGAUUUAGACAAUGACAAAGUGGCACAAUGGUUGUGCCACCGAAAAAUUAUCACUACCUCAGAGACUGUAAUAAAGCCUAUGACAAAACUCCAAGCUCUUAAUGCAAGGGAUGCUUUGGCAAAGAAGAUCUAUUCUCAUCUGUUUGACUUCAUUGUGGAAAGAAUUAACAAAGCUUUGCAUUUUUCUGGAAAGCAGCACACUUUUAUUGGUGUUUUGGACAUUUAUGGAUUUGAAACUUUUGAUGUGAACAGUUUUGAGCAGUUUUGCAUCAAUUAUGCUAAUGAAAAACUGCAACAACAAUUUAACCUGCAUGUCUUUAAACUUGAACAAGAGGAGUAUAUGAAGGAAGACAUCCCAUGGACUCUCAUAGACUUUUAUGACAACCAACCAGUCAUUGACCUUAUUGAAGCUAAAAUGGGCAUUUUAGAGCUGCUAGAUGAAGAGUGCUUGUUACCUCAGGGGACUGAUGAAAAUUGGCUUCAAAAGCUAUAUAAUAAUUAUAUCAACAAGAACCCAUUCUUUCAAAAGCCCAAAAUGUCAAACACAUCUUUUAUCAUCCAGCACUUUGCUGAUGAGGUAGAGUACAAAUCUGAAGGAUUUCUGGAAAAAAACAGAGAUACAGUGUAUGAAGUAUUGAUUGAAAUUUUGAGAAACAGCAAGUUUCAUCUGUGUGCAAACUUUUUUCAAGACCAUCCAGUGCCCAUUUCACCCUUCCGGUCAACUAUAACAGUCAAAUCUGCAAAAACGGUGGUCAAGCCACCUAACAAACAGUUCCGGACGACGGUUGGCAGUAAGUUCCGCAGUUCUUUGUAUUUACUUAUGGAAACGCUUAAUGCAACCACUCCUCACUAUGUACGGUGCAUAAAGCCAAAUGAUGAGAAGUUACCAUUUGAGUUUAACUCAAAAAGGGUGGUGCAGCAACUGCGAGCAUGUGGUGUUUUGGAAACCAUUCGAAUUAGCGCCCAGAGCUAUCCAUCCAGGUGGACUUACAUUGAAUUUUUCAGCCGUUAUAGCAUUCUCAUGACGCAGCAUGAACUCUCUUUAAGUGACAAGAAAAAGAUUUGCAAGACUGUUUUGCAGCGGCUAAUCCAGGAUCCUAACCAGUAUCAGUUUGGGAGAACAAAAAUUUUCUUUAGAGCAGGGCAGGUUGCUUAUUUAGAAAAACUGCGGUCAGAUAAACUGAGACAAGCAUGCAUCGUGAUCCAAAAGAAUGUUCGAAGCUGGCAUCAACGGAAGGAAUUCCUCCGUAUAAAACAAGCAGCUGUUACAAUACAGCAGUACUUCCGUGGACAGCGGGCUGUACGGCAAGCUAUCACUGCUACAGCUCUAAAGCAAGCAUGGGCGGCUAUCAUUAUUCAGAAGUACUGUCGGGGAUAUAUAGUCCGUAAACUUUGCCAGCUCAUCCGCGUGGCUGCUAUAACAAUUCAAGCUUAUGUGCGAGGAUUUCUAGCAAGGAAGAAAUUCCAAAAGAUGCUCAAGGAACACAAGGCUGUAAUUCUUCAGAAAUAUGCCCGUGCUUGGCUUGCAAGACGCAGAUUUCAGAAUAUUCGGCGAUUUGUGUUGAAUAUCCAGCUUUCGUACAGAGUUCAGCGACUGCAGAAGAAACUAGAAGACCAGAACAAAGAAAAUCAUGGCUUACUGGAGAGGCUGACUCACCUGGCUUCAACUCAUGGAAAUGACCUAGAUACAAUCCAGAAACUUGAAUUAGAGCUUGAAAAAUUAGCCACACAAAAGAGAACCUCUGAGGAAAAAGGAAAGAAAUAUAAGGAGGACACUGAACAGAAACUCUCAAAACUUGAGAAACAGAAUGCAGAACUGCAAGAACAGAAAACAUUCUUAGAACAGAAGCUCCAAGAGGAAACCAAGGAAAUGAAAGAUAAAAUGGAUGACCUCACAAAACAACUGUUUACUGAUGUACAACAAGAAGAAAGACAAAGAAUAAUACUUGAGAAAAAGUUCCAAAAUGAGAAGCAAGACUAUGAAAAAGAGAUUGAGUCAUUAAAGGGAGAAAUUAAGACUCUCAAAGAAGAGAAAAUUAAGCUGCAAGAUCAAAUUCAGGAAGAACAUAUCAUUCAGGAUGACUUAAAACUGGAAGUAGGACAACUUAAAAAACAGGCAAAGAUGAUACCUGAAUUGCAAAAGGAAAUUGAACUACUCCAGACACAGAAAAUGGAUGUGGAAAAGCAGGUCCAAUCCCAGAAGCGAGAAAUGAGAGAAAAGGUGUCAGAAGUUGCAAAACAGUUUAUUGAGAGCUAUGAUGUUGAGGCUGUAAGAAGCAGGCUGUCCAUAGAAGAUUUGGAACAUUUAAAUGAAGAUGGAGAACUUUGGUUUGCUUAUGAGGGCCUGAAAAAAGCCACAAGAGUGUUGGAAAGCCAAUUCCAGUCUCAGAAAGAGAACUAUGAAAAGGAGAUUGAAGCUUUGAACUUUAAAGUUGAACAUCUUAGUCAAGAAAUUAUCCAUUUACAAAAGUUGUUUAGAGAGGAAAAUGACAUAAAUGACAGCAUCCGACUUGAAGUUAGUAGACUAACAUCGGAAAACAUGAUGAUCCCAGACUUUAAACAGCAGAUUUCUGAACUUCAAAAGCAAAAGAUGGAUCUUGAACAACGCCUUCAAGAACAAGCUGCAAAGACAAAAGGAAAAAUGGAAGAAAUGCCUAAUCAGGUGCAUCACAGUCUGUCAGAGGAAGGUCAAAGAAGAACACUGGAAGACCAGACUGAAAUACACACAAAAGAAGAGAAGCAGAUUGUCACAAUCCAAGAAAUUCAGGAGGUAAACAAUCACCUAAAGGAGCAACAUGAAAUUGAGAAUGAAGUAAAGAGCAAGAUAAAGCAGGAGGCAUUUCAUCUUACUCUGGAAAACAUGAAUCUUGAAGAAGAGUUAGACAUGAAAGACAGAGUAAUAAAAAAAUUGCAGGAUCAGAUCAAGAAUCUUACCAAGACUAUUGAAAAAGCCAAUGAAACACAUGUGCCAGCUGUGCCUAAGGAGUACAUUGGAAUGAUGGAGUACAGAAAGGAAGAUGAAGCAAGAAUUAUUAAAAAUCUCAUCCUUGAUCUAAAGCCACGUGGAGUGGUAGUAAAUAUGAUUCCGGGCCUCCCAGCUUACAUCCUGUUCAUGUGUGUGAGAUAUGCAGAUUAUCUGAAUGAUGGUGACAUGCUGAAAUCUUUCAUGAGUAUAACCACUAAUGGUAUCAAACAAGUUAUUAAGGAACACACUGAAGAUUUUGAGAUCUUGUCCUUUUGGCUCUCCAAUACAUAUCAUUUUCUUAACUGUUUGAAACAAUACAGCGGGGAAGAGGAAUUCAUGAAGCAAAAUACUCCACGUCAGAAGAUGAACUGUUUGAAGCAUUUUGAUCUUUCAGAAUACAGACAAAUUCUUAGUGACUUGGCCAUUCGUAUCUAUCACCAAUUCAUUCUUGUAAUGGAGAAUAACAUUCAGCCAAUGAUAGUACCAGGUAUGCUUGAACAUGAAAGUCUCCAAGGAAUUUCUGGCAUGAAACCUACAGGAUUCCGUAAACGUUCUUCUAGUAUAGACGACACCGAUACCUACACAAUGACCUCCAUCCUGCAACAGCUCAGCUAUUUUUAUAGCACAAUGUGCCAGAAUGGCUUGGACACCGAGCUUCUAAAGCAGGCAGUGAAGCAGCUUUUCUUUCUGAUUGGAGCUGUCACCCUUAAUAGUCUUUUCCUCCGCAAGGACAUGUGCUCUUGUAGGAAAGGAAUGCAGAUAAGAUGUAAUAUCAGCUACUUAGAAGAAUGGCUUAAAGAAAAGAAUCUGCAGAGCAGUUCUGCCAAGGAAACUUUGGAACCUCUCUCUCAGGCAGCCUGGCUCCUUCAGGUCAAAAAGAUCACAGACGAUGAUGCAAAGGAGAUAUAUGAACACUGCACAUCCCUGUCUGCUGUGCAGAUAGUAAAGAUCCUCAAUUCAUACACUCCUAUAGAUGAUUUUGAGAAAAGAGUGUCCCCAUCGUUUGUUCGCAAAGUCCAGGCUAUGCUCAAUAAUCGAGAGGAUAUUCCACAAUUGAUGCUAGAUACCAAAUAUCUCUUUCAAGUGACAUUUCCUUACACCCCAUCUCCACAUGCCUUGGAAAUUAUACAAAUUCCCAGCAGUUUCAAACUUGGCUUUCUCACAAGAGUGUAAUACAAAAAUAAAAAGGAUUUGCCACCCUGUCCUCAAAGACUAAAUGAACAGCAAACUUUUAUGGCUCAUUUCCCCACAACUGGGAUAUAGUGCAGUGGCUUACUAUGGAAUAUACUUUUAAAAACUACUUUGGAAUCAGGACAUCAGCAGUAGGAAUAAAGCAUAUGCCAGCCUACAAAAACCCUUCCUUUCUUUCUUAGUAUUG